AUGUCGCCAGCCAUCGAAGCGCUGACGGGGCGCAAACACACGCGACUGGACAGUCAGCAGACGGCACAGGAAGAUUCCGACUUUCCGCGAUUCGCGGAACCCAUUGCCAAUGUCACCGUCUCCGUGGGUCGAGAUGCCCUGAUGGCCUGCGUGGUGGAGAACCUCAAGGGUUACAAGGUGGCCUGGGUGCGAGUGGACACGCAGACGAUCCUCUCCAUUCACCAUAACGUCAUCUCACAGAACAGCCGCAUCAGCCUGACCUACAAUGACCAUCGAUCGUGGUAUUUGCACAUCAAGGAGGUGGAGGAGACGGAUCGCGGUUGGUACAUGUGCCAAGUAAACACGGAUCCCAUGCGCUCGAGGAAGGGCUACCUGCAGGUGGUGGUUCCACCCAUGAUUGUCGAGGGCCUGACCAGCAACGACAUGGUGGUGCGCGAGGGUCAGAAUGUCUCGCUGGUCUGCAAGGCACGUGGCUAUCCGGAGCCCUACGUCAUGUGGCGUCGCGAGGACGGCGAGGAGAUGCUAAUUGGCGGGGAGCACGUCAACGUGGUCGACGGCGAGCUGCUGCACAUCACCAAAGUGAGUCGCCUGCACAUGGCCGCAUAUCUGUGCGUCGCCUCCAACGGAGUCCCGCCUUCGAUUAGCAAGCGGGUCCACCUGCGUGUGCAAUUUCCGCCGAUGCUCUCGAUUCCGAAUCAGCUGGAGGGAGCCUAUCUGGGCCAAGAUGUCAUACUCGAGUGCCACACCGAGGCGUAUCCAGCUUCGAUUAACUACUGGACCACAGAGCGUGGUGACAUGAUCAUAUCGGACACCUCGAGGGCCGGCGAUAAAUACGAGACCACAUCAACCGUCAGCGGUUACACGAAAUACAUGAAGUUAAAAAUCCGUGCCGUUGGUCCCAACGAUUUCGGCACAUAUCGCUGUGUGGCAAAGAAUUCGCUGGGCGAAACAGAUGGAAAUAUAAAGCUGGAUGAAAUGCCGACCCCAACAACUGCCAUCAUUUCAGAGAUGUCCUUGCUCAACCGCAGCUAUGAUGGCAAGAGACGUCAUAGAAAUAAAUUUGACUCGGCUAACGCUCUGCCUGAUUAUGGGGUUGAGGAGUGGCGUGACGGUGCCCAAGGCAACCAUGCUGGGAACAAUGGCGAUAACAAUCAAACGCCCGUGCGUAAUCCGCCCGGAGCAUUUCACAAUUCUGCAGGCUCACUGGCGCAGCAUAAUCUACUUGCUAAAAUAAUGCUCGGCAUUAAAACGCAAUCAUUUGGGAUUUUCAAACGUUUAUCGAGCUCCUUGCCAUCGGCGGCGGCGCAGGGCUUUCUCUGGCUGUCGACGUUAUCGCCGGUCUCGCCAAGUCGGUGGCGUAUGAGUAAUAUGGAAGGCUGGCCGAAUUCACCGGAGACCGUUGUCAACAGCGAUGCCGCCGUUGGAAGCUGGAUUGAGGGGAGGAAGAGCAACAGCAACCAGAACAAUAUUACCAACAGCCCACCGAAGUGGGCGUGGCAAUUGCGCAUAUUUCACAUUGCUCAUACGCCGUGUGGCGCGUCAACGCGGCACUCGAAAUGCGAACGCCCAUGGCAAUCGCUGUGGAAGUGGAAGUGGCAACGUCAAUGGCAGUGCCAGUGGCCAAUGCUCAUUUGCAUAGUAAUAUUGGCUGCUGGAUGUUUUGUUCGGUGGCUGCUGCUGCAUUUUAUCGGCCGCCACAUCGGAACAUUUUCUAUUAGCGCGACGCAUAGGCAACAUUUAAUGUGCACAUUUUGGGACACGACCAGCCGUGGUGGUAAUAAGGUUGUCGCCAAAAAUACCACCUCCCAAAAAGCCAGGCCAAGCACCCUCGAAAUGUUGUGCCCUCGGAAGUUUUCAAGAUGAAAUCAAAUAAUUGCAAAGGGCGCAAAGAAACUCAUUUAGGGCACAAGCGGCUUGAAGAAUGGAAUGGAAAACCUUGGACAGAGGAG
Messenger RNA from Drosophila takahashii, 1949 nucleotides. It is a transcript of the gene DIP-kappa, whose product is annotated as Dpr-interacting protein kappa. Gene Ontology annotation, cellular component: neuron projection. Lineage: Eukaryota; Metazoa; Arthropoda; Insecta; Diptera; Drosophilidae. The record is from RefSeq and is a predicted model, not a curated record.